AAACUCGGCUCCUCCACUCCUGGACCACUAGCAAUCCAAGAAGUGUUCCGACUUCAAGUAGUUGCGACGAGGAGAGCAGCUCCGUCCCAGAGCUCGAGACCCCGACCCGAGAACAGAAGCUCGCCCGAGAUGCCGCCACGAAUAAACAUCCCGCCAGUAACCCGCAUUACGCUCAUUGUUCUGGGCGUGCAGUCGGUGUUAAGCGCAGCGAUACGGUAUCGCCAGUGGACGGCAACCUCGGAGAUCGUCAUCCCCUAUCUCAACCUGAUACCCCAGCUCUCUCUGGCAUAUCCGUGGACCUUCUUGACAACAACAUUCGUCGAGAGCAACGUAUUCACACUAUCCAUUGCCUGCACUACUCUCUACAAUGGCGGCCGCUAUCUGGAGCGAGCUUGGUCCUCUCGCGAGUUCGCCAAGUUCCUUCUCAUCACCUCCGUGGUACCCAAUGCGCUCUGCUUCGGCACCUUGAUUCUGUUCUACGCCCUGACACGGAACGAGCGGUGGACGCUUAUGACUAUCGCGGGCACCAUCCCCCUCCAGAUCUCCUUCCUCGUCGCCUUCAGCCAGCUCGUACCGGCGCACACGGUGACGCUCUUCCGAGGCCUUCUCUCGCUGCGCGUACCCCGCUUUCCGCUGCUUUACAUCAGUUUGGUCACCCUCCUCUGCCUUACGCCCAUGCUCACCGCCGCUUCCUUCUUCCUUGCCGUCUAUGGUUUCCUCGUCAGCUGGACCUACCUCCGCUUCUUCAAGGUCGCCUUUCCCGACCUCGACACUUCGCAGCCGAGCUCCCUCCGCGGCGAUGCCAGCGAGACCUUUGCCAUUGCCGCGUUCUUUCCGGGGCCCGUCCGGCCUCUGGUCGCCAGCAUUUCGACGCAGGUAUUCAACGUGCUUGUAGCCAUGCGGCUCUGCGUGCCCUUCAGCGCAGCCGACAUCUCGGCUGCUCGUGGCGACCACCACCACCAUCACUCCUUUUCACACCGCGGUGCCCCGGGGAGCGCCCGUGCCGAGGCUGAGCGGAGGAGAGCUCUUGCCUUGCGGGCCCUCGAUCAGCGCCUCCACGCCGCGACCGCCCACGCCGCCGCCCGCGCACAGAGCGCGCCCGUACCACCUGCCGUCGCCCCUCCAGUCCCUUCGGCCACGGGACCGACAGUAAAAAGCCAGCCGCAGGCGCCGCCGCCCAACGCCAUGACCGCGCAAGCGGCCCCCGGGAGCGGAAUGCUCGGCGAGACCAACUACAACCCGGAUGCGGAUGCGGAUAGGAACGGCCCGUAAUGGAUUUUUUUUGGGGAGGACAAGUCUACGGAAGCCGUGGAUCCUUCAUUCGUUUGGGACAGCGUUGGAUUCUCCAACGAAUGUCGUCGUCUACCAAAGGUCAAUAGGUCAAUACGGGGGCGUGGCGUACUCGGAGCAUAUGUCCACCCUUAUGACC
Thermothelomyces thermophilus ATCC 42464 is the source of this 1429-nucleotide messenger RNA. RefSeq lists its product as uncharacterized. The record is from RefSeq and is a predicted model, not a curated record. Gene Ontology annotation, cellular component: Golgi apparatus; membrane. Gene Ontology annotation, biological process: retrograde vesicle-mediated transport, Golgi to endoplasmic reticulum. The coding region runs from base 130 to 1272 and encodes 380 amino acids. The transcript has 2 exons. NCBI's taxonomy places the organism in Eukaryota, Fungi, Ascomycota, Sordariomycetes, Sordariales, Chaetomiaceae.